GGCAGCAUUGCUUAAAAAGGACAGAAGUUUAACAAGACUUGUAAUAAGUGUUAAUUUGCAUGCAUUUGCAAAAUGAUCUCUCUCAGUGUCAGGAGGUUUAACUGCACUGUUACCUGCUACUCAAAGCUCUGCAGGGAUAAGAUCAGGCUGAAUUAUAUGCUUGUUCCUGCUGUUGAAUGAGUGCAUACUGUGAUAUUGCCUGGCAGCAAGCCUGUCUAAUAAUCCCUUCAAGGUAAAAUAACCUCACUGAGGUUUGGAGAAAACAAGGCAGCAUAUUAAUUAACAGGGGCUUCAGGUUGCUGCAGCCUUGAGCAAACUCUGUCCAAGGUGUACGCCAGGUUUGAACAGGACAAACAUGAAAGGUAAACAAUACACCUGUUGCUUUUUUGUUAAAGGGCUGUCCAUAAUGCGCAGGAUCGAGGCCACACCUAGACCAGAGUUGAAGGGUAGAUGGAGCACUCUUCAGAUUCAUGCCAGCACAUGUCCAACUGAAGGAUUUAAUGAAGGUGCAUGAGAGAAAGGGAGCAAAAGAAGGAGAAUAAAGGAUGAAUAUGGAUCCAGAUCCUGGUGUCACAGAGCUGGAUUCACCUGCUGACGAUCCAGAUCGUCAGAUCGAGGAGCAUGGCUCUGAUUCGAUGCUGCUUUUGGUUCCCACCGGGAGGCGUCUGAUCUCUGGCCUGCUGGGUCUAAACGUGGUGCUGCUGGGAGCUGCUCUGGUGGUUGGGCAUGCUUUAAACCCUGUAGGAUUGAACAACCAGGAGUCGCGGGUGUUCAUGCUGCUGCUGAUGGGGGUUAGCAUGCUCUGGAUGCUGUGGUACCUGCUGUGGGCUCGGAGACAGCCAGGCUUCUCCCCACACAAGGACCACCACGCUGGAGGAGGCCCUGUCACCUUUGUCGUCCAUGUUUUUGCUGUCUUCAGUCUGCUGCUGUACAUCUGCAAGAUCGGAUAUUUCAUCAGCAUGAGGGAAUGUAAACCUGCUGCUAAAGUGCUCUCUCCUUUCAUCGAGGCUCCUUUUCUCGCUCUGCAGGUAUUAAUAUAUCCACCAUCAGCUUUGUUCUCUUACACAAUGAUAUGCCAAGUUAACCGCUCCAAAGACUGCAUGCAUACACACAAGAUAAUGACCAGGAUCGGUCUGAUGUUGAUUCUCUCGGCAGACCUGCUGCUGUGGCUGAACGCAGUGACGGAGGAAACCAUUCAUGAGGAGAUUGAGGCAGAAGAAGAAGGCAGUCUUCUUUUCCAAAGCAAAAACUCAUCAGAGGUAGACACCUCUGAUUUAGAAGGAGCUGCAAAUUCAACCUUUUGCCACUGCAGAGGGACUGCAGGCUGCCUCGCCUUCAGGAAAGCCAUUGAAGUCCUUCAUCCCUUCCACAUGGAGUACUAUUUGAUGGCGGGCUGCAUGAUCUACGUGAUGUGGAAGAACGUGGGCCGCAGGAUAAAUCCAGGUCACCACCAUGUCGCUCAUAAGCUGACUCUUCAGGUUGUCUGUGAAAGCAGGAUCUUUUACGGCCUCAUAUUUGGAGGCCUGGUCCUCCUAGUGGGCGUCACCAUCUUCAUUCUUUACCAGAUCUUCGUGGAUCUGCCCCACCUACGCCUCACUGCCUUCCUCCUGUUUUAUGGCUACCACUUAGCCAUUAUGCCCCUCAUGUGUCUGUGCUGCCUGGCUGGGAUGCUGGUUCACUGGCUGGAGAGAAGGGCGAGCGAAGGAGAGCACAACCCGACUCGCAGCCUGGAUGUGAUGCUCCUGCUGGCAGCAGCUCUCGGUCAGCUUAUCCUGUCUUACUUCUCUCUGGUGGCAGCCAGCGCUGUAGGGACUGAAGGGCUUUUGGGGGGCCUGGACUUGUCCUACUCUCUCCUCAGCUUGCUGCAGCUCGUCCUGCAGAACAUCUUCAUCAUUAAAGGACUUCACAGACACCCGAGUCGCUUCAACAAGAAGAAAGAGAAGCAGUGGAGCAGCAAAUUCAAGAAAAAGAAGGCUGCUGAUCCGACACAAGAGGAGAGAAAGACAGAAAUCUCACUGCUGGAGGGGAAGACAUCAGACACUGCUAUAGAGCAUGAUGGGAAAAAGCCCUGGAUGAAAACAGCGAUUAAAGAAAUCUGCGUUUUCCUCAUCUUCUCUAACAUCAUGCUGUGGAUCAUCCCGGCGUUUGGAGUCCACCCUCAGUUCGAGAAUGGGAUCGGGAAGCGUUUUUUUGGCUUUAGUGCCUGGUUCGUUCUGGUGAAUCUGGGUCAGCCACUCAGCGUUUUCUACAGGAUGCACUCAGUAGGCGCUCUGAUGGAGCUGUUCCUCAAUGCAUGAUGGGAAACAAUGACUGCAUGACUGUUGAAUUUAGGGAAAAAGACACACAGUAUGGUUGAGUUUAUGGCCGCACCUCCAUACUUCUGGUUGGAGUUUUACAAUUUUUUUGCCUUUUGUUGGAAACUAGCCUACAUGAGAAAAAAGAUCAACUCCUAAACUGUGUUUCAACAUUAUUAUCAUCCUUUUUUGAUUUGAAUGAAAGCCAUGAUGAAAAAAAACUUCCUGAACUAUUUCCUUGUCUCUCAUUCCUGACCCCAGGGGCAGGUUUAAUUAGUUGGAAGCCCCAGGCAACAGCUAAUAUGAGGCCCUACCCCAUUUAGCUAAACCACUGUAUCAUUUUACCACUAUAACUGGAAGUGUGUCUGUUUAUGGAGCUAUUACUGUUGCAAAACUAUCUGUAAAUGUGUACCUUUCUGAUCUCCUCCAUCCAUACACACCAUCCCGCAACCUUUGAUCUUCAGACACUGGCCUACUUUCCAUGCCCAAAACCAAACU
This is a messenger RNA of Cheilinus undulatus (humphead wrasse), 2792 nucleotides long. Its product is annotated as proton channel OTOP3-like. The record is from RefSeq and is a predicted model, not a curated record. The transcript has 7 exons. Gene Ontology annotation, biological process: proton transmembrane transport. The coding region runs from base 546 to 2297 and encodes 583 amino acids. Lineage: Eukaryota; Metazoa; Chordata; Actinopteri; Labriformes; Labridae. Gene Ontology annotation, cellular component: membrane. Gene Ontology annotation, molecular function: proton channel activity.